AUGCUUUUACCAAAAACGAUGAACCGGAGAAGAUCCGAGUCGUCAGUGCCCUCCUCCGCGGAAGGCCGCCGCGAUUACAAGCACUCAUCCGACGACAAUAGGCGCGAUGAAGACAUCGACGCGCGGGAGGCUGAAUCUCGCUGUGGAACUCCACAUCAUUUAGCCGACGUCGAAGACGUGGAUUAUAUGGAGUCGCCCGCGCCUGCACCGGCGUCGCCGCAGGCUGCACCGCCGACAACAGCGCCGCUGAGCCAACCAGAAGCCACCGUGCCGGUAGAUACUAAUCAAGAAUCUACCCCCACAUUACCUCUUGAAAUUUUAAAUGUUCUUGGCGAGGCCAAUAAAAGAGAGAAAGCCCUAGGAGAAUGCAUACCCACUGAACUCUCUGAACGUUGGGGUAAAAUCCUGGUCGAUGGUCUGGCUAAGGAAUAUAAGGAGUCGCUUGUGGCGAAGAUUCUUAUACCGAAUAACUUUUCGCUGGCACAAGCGCCUAAACUCAAUCAAGUGGUAGCCGCAGUUCUGCAGGAGGCUAAACAGAUUUCAGAAACCGCUCAGAUUCUCCUAGAUUUGCAUUACGAGGAAUCGGUCAAUCGAAAAAAGCUUAUAUUGCCCAGUUUAGAUAAAAAAUUUUGGAAUACAAUCCAAGGUGUAAAAAGGGACGUCUACCUUUUUGGUGAAAGCUCGCGCAAGCAACAAGCACCGCCGGGCAACUCCCGAGCUCCUCCUCGUCAGCAGUACGCGAGGCCAGCGCCAGUAGCGCCGGCCCACCUGCACGAGCCGCAGCCGUCCACGUCGGCGAGGAGGGCCCAGCAGCCACCGCGCCGCGGCCGCCACUACGCGAGCGCCAGACCGGGCAACGACAGGAGACGCCGCUACUAGAGGGAGUGCCAUCCGCUGUGGCCCAGUCUUACCCUGGCGUGCGCAGUAUUGUGCGGCAAGCCUACCUAAGACGUGGAAUACUGGAGGAGUCUAUUGACGUCAUACUAAAAUCUUUAUCGGGAGGUACGAUUAAUCAGUAUAAUACAGGAUUAAAACAUUGGUUUAAUUUCUGUCAAAUUAAUAAUAUUGAUUUAUA
Aricia agestis (brown argus) is the source of this 1075-nucleotide messenger RNA. RefSeq lists its product as uncharacterized. Bases 1 to 879 code for a protein of 292 amino acids. The record is from RefSeq and is a predicted model, not a curated record. The transcript is spliced from 5 exons. NCBI's taxonomy places the organism in Eukaryota, Metazoa, Arthropoda, Insecta, Lepidoptera, Lycaenidae.